AUGACCGACCGCGUCACCAACGACGGCACCACGACAGUCCGCAAGCGAAAGACACAUCGCAAGUCUCGCCUCGGCUGCGGCAACUGCAAGAUUCGCAGCGUCAAGUGCGAUGAAUCGAAGCCCUCCUGCCGCCGUUGCCACGCAUCAGGCUUCACAUGCAACUACUCCCGCACCAUCCCAGCCCUACAACUCUCUCACGCAAAUGUUCUCAGCCUCAGCCUCAAUCUCGGACAUGCCAGACCUCGAACUGCUCAGCCAGACUCCUAUGUGACGGACAGCAUCUUCAAAGAGUCAUCUCUCCAGCCCGGCCUCCAGAUUCCCAUCAUCUUGCCCUUACAAGGUAAAUUGGGCACUUAUGUCCUCCAACCCCAAGACUACGCUGCUCUAAGUCGCUUUCAAAAGAGGACGGGAGAGACCCUGGGCAAUGCCGCCUCGAGGAAAUGCUACCGCCAAGUCAUGGCCAGCCUCGCCAAAGAACACCCCUUUCUCUACCACUUCUUCCUCCUCCUCUCUCUCCUCCACGACACCCACCUCUCCCCCUCCCCACCAUCUGCAUCGCAGCAGUCCUCCCUCGCCUUCCACUGGUACCACGCCACCGCCCUCCUCUCCCACUUCCUCUCCCUCCCCUCUCCCUCCACGACACUCUCCUCCUCCCACCGCGACGCCCUCUGGAUAUCCGCCUCCAUCCUCGGCGCCGCCUCCUUCGCCUCCAUCCGCACCCAGGACCCCCCCGCCGCCUGGCCCCUCGCCGACCCAGAUCCCGCAAGCGACCUCGACUGGCUCAAGAUGGGCCACGGCAAGCGCGCCGUCUGGUCCAUCACCGACCCGUCUCGCCCGGACAGCGUCUUUCACAAUAUCCUCGACAAGACCCCCAUGCAGCACAAUUCCUUUGCUACUUCCGCACCAAUCCCGCCGGAUGCUUUACCCAAGGCCUUUUACAUCGUCUUCAAUCUCUCCUCUUCCCCGGAGGACAUUGUAAAGAACCCUUAUCACAGCCCCUGCUCCAUCCUAGCAACUCUCUGGAACACCCCCAUUGACGACGACAAUGUCCUCUACUUCCUCAGCUUCAUCACCCAAAUAGACCCUUCCUACCGCGCCCUCGUUGAAGAAAAGGACCCGCGCGCGCUGUUACUGCUGCUAUACUGGCAUACUCUUGUGAUGCCUCACGAGAGGUGGUGGUUGCGUAGACGAUGUGACGUGGAAGCCAGGGCGAUCUUGAUCUACCUUGAGCGAAAUUGCGCGGACGACGAGGAUAUCAUGGAGUUGCUGGAGGUGCCAAGGGCAAUCUGGAAUGGGGCCACAGAAUGGAACACGGUCCUAACGACGGUGGAAUGA
This is a messenger RNA of Trichoderma reesei QM6a, 1335 nucleotides long. RefSeq lists its product as uncharacterized. The transcript has 3 exons. Bases 1 to 1335 code for a protein of 444 amino acids. Gene Ontology annotation, biological process: regulation of transcription by RNA polymerase II. The record is from RefSeq and is a predicted model, not a curated record. Gene Ontology annotation, molecular function: zinc ion binding; DNA-binding transcription activator activity, RNA polymerase II-specific. NCBI's taxonomy places the organism in Eukaryota, Fungi, Ascomycota, Sordariomycetes, Hypocreales, Hypocreaceae.